Molecule: messenger RNA, 429 nt
Organism: Paramormyrops kingsleyae
Lineage: Eukaryota; Metazoa; Chordata; Actinopteri; Osteoglossiformes; Mormyridae
Product: profilin-2-like
Biological process (GO): regulation of actin filament polymerization; actin cytoskeleton organization; positive regulation of actin filament bundle assembly
Cellular component (GO): cytoplasm
Molecular function (GO): actin binding
Source: RefSeq, a predicted model, not a curated record
AUGUCUGCGGUCAGCUUGCAGGACUACGUGGACAGUGUGCUGCCGGAGGAGCAGUAUGCUGACUGGGCGAUUGUGAACCAUCGCAAACGUAAAGUUUUGGCCGCCAAACGAUGGGGCUGGCUGGGACACUUGACCCGCCAAGAAGUGAAGACUUUGCUGACAGGUGACCGAGAGGCCAUUCAGACCCAAGGCCUUACUCUCGGCGGAAUGCAGUGCUCACUCAUCCGGGACAACAUGGGCACGCCCGGCGAUCGCUCGAUGGACCUCCGCACAAAGCCAAGGCCUGGCCGUGGCGUGGCGGUGCGCCGCUCCAGACGGGUCCUUGUUCUGCUCGUUGGUCAGCGCGGCGUCCACGGUGCUGUCCUUCAUCAGAUGGCGUACAAGAUAGCUUCUAAUAUCGACGAUGGCGAUUCACAGAUAAUCCAAUAA